AUGGUUGCUGCUAACAAGGCCUGUCUUAUUGUCAUCGACGGCUGGGGUAUCAACGACAACCCCGAGGCCAAGGGCGACGCUAUCCGCGAUGCACCCACCCCGGUCAUGGACGGGUUCGAGACCGAUGCCCAGUUCACCUCGCUGGCGGCCCACGGUCGCGCUGUCGGUCUGCCUGCGGGUCUGAUGGGCAACUCUGAGGUCGGGCAUCUGAACAUUGGCGCUGGGCGUGUUGUUUACCAGGAUAUUGUGCGUAUUGACCUUGCGCUGGAGGAGAAGCGGUUUGGCAGCACCGAGGCUAUCAAAGAUCUGUUCGACCACGCCAAGGCCGGCAACGGCCGCCUGCAUCUGGCAGGUCUGGUCUCCGACGGCGGAGUGCACGGCCACAUCAAGCACCUGAUUGGGCUGCUGGAGGCGGCCAAGGAGGCGGGCGUGCCCGAGUCGUAUGUGCACUUCUUCGCUGAUGGUCGCGACACGAGCCCGCGCUCGACGACCAAAUACCUGGCGGAGCUGCAGCAGGCGAUCGUGUCGCUGCAGUACGGCAAGAUCGCGACGAUUGUGGGCCGGUACUACGCGAUGGACCGCGACAAGCGCUGGGAGCGGGUGCAGGUCGCGUUUGAUGCGAUGACCCAGGGCACUGGCGAGAAGACCAGCGACGCCAUCAAGACGGUGGAGGAGCGGUACGCCAAGGACGAGACCGACGAGUUCCUGAAGCCGAUCAUUGUGGACUCUGAGGGCCUGGUGAAGGAGAACGACAGCAUUUUCUUCUUUGACUUCCGCUCGGACCGCAUGCGCGAGAUCACGCAGGCGUUCGGUAUCAAGCCGACGCCGUUCGACUCGGUGGUGCCGGCGGGCCUGCAGAUUGCGACGAUGACGCAGUACAAGGCGGACUUCCCGUUCCCGGCGGCGUUCCCGCCACAGAAGAUGACCGACGUGCUGGCCGAGUGGCUGGCGAAGGAGUCGGUUGCGCAGGUGCACGUGGCCGAGACCGAGAAGUACGCCCACGUGACGUUCUUCUUCAACGGCGGCUCGGAGGCACAGUUCGCCGGCGAGGACCGCGACCUGAUCCCGUCGCCCAGGGUGGCCACAUACGACCUGAAGCCCGAGAUGUCGUCGUGGGCAGUGGCCGAGAAGGUGGCCGAGGAGCUGGACAGCGGCAAGUACCCGUUCGUCAUGUGCAACUUUGCCCCGCCCGACAUGGUCGGUCACACGGGCAUCUACGAUGCGGCGUUCCAGGCCAUGGAGGCCACCGACAAGGCCAUCGGCCGCAUCUACGACGCGUGCAAGGAGAACGGCUAUGCGCUGUUUGUCACUGCCGACCACGGCAAUGCCGAGAAGAUGCUGUCGGACGAUGGCUCGACCCCGCACACCGCCCACACCUGCUCGCGCGUGCCGUUUGUUAUGGCCAAUGCUGAGAACGGCGCCAAGUUCAUUGCCGACGACGACAAGCACGCCCUGUGCGAUGUCGCACCCACCCUGCUCAAGUACAUGGGUCUUGAGGUGCCCGAGAAUAUGACUGGCCACUCGCUGCUUGCCUAA
Molecule: messenger RNA, 1536 nt
Organism: Linderina pennispora
Lineage: Eukaryota; Fungi; Kickxellomycota; Kickxellomycetes; Kickxellales; Kickxellaceae
Product: 2,3-bisphosphoglycerate-independent phosphoglycerate mutase
Exons: 2
Coding region: 1-1536 (511 amino acids)
Biological process (GO): glucose catabolic process
Cellular component (GO): cytoplasm
Molecular function (GO): manganese ion binding
Source: RefSeq, a predicted model, not a curated record